Botrytis deweyae is the source of this 480-nucleotide messenger RNA. RefSeq lists its product as uncharacterized. Bases 1 to 480 code for a protein of 159 amino acids. The record is from RefSeq and is a predicted model, not a curated record. The transcript is spliced from 2 exons. Lineage: Eukaryota; Fungi; Ascomycota; Leotiomycetes; Helotiales; Sclerotiniaceae.
AUGCCAUCUGACAUGACAUAUCCAAUGCAAUCAGAGAAAUGUCUUAAGCAUGGCCAUUUCAUGCACAACCUAAAUACGAGCGCAGCAAAGAGUAUCUUCUGGGUUCUUUUCCUAAUUGUUCUCAUCAUGUUAACCGUUGCAACGAGUGCCUUUACUAAAAUCCUCGCUGCCGGACCAUUAACACGGGUACCCAGACACAUCAAAAACGCAGAAUUACAUCCGACAAUUUCUAGAGAUCUCUGCCCAAGACGGCUCUCCAUCAGUAAAGAGAAGCAUCGUCGCACUCAAAUUCGAUGCAUCUGUGUCUCUUCUCUCUGUCUCGUUGUCGCAAUUACCUGCACAGUCUUCGAAGCUUUCGCCGCAUCCACUCUUAUUUUCUGCCAUCAAUCAGAUAUGGUCUUCCUAUAUUGGUCAUUCUGGACUUUGCUUCAAGUUGGUAGUACUAUUGCAAUUUUCGGUAUUGGAUUGGCACAGUUGUAG